Nematocida parisii ERTm1 is the source of this 2733-nucleotide messenger RNA. RefSeq lists its product as uncharacterized. The record is from RefSeq and is a predicted model, not a curated record. The transcript has a single exon. NCBI's taxonomy places the organism in Eukaryota, Fungi, Microsporidia. Bases 1 to 2733 code for a protein of 910 amino acids.
AUGAAAAUUAAACUAUUAUUACUGCUAAUAUCUAUAAUAACAGUAAAUACAACACAAUUAUUAUCACCAGAAGAAAUAGAAUUAUUAAAUAAUGAAAUAGUCAAGAAAUAUCUAACAAAAUGGAUAUUAAUUAAUACACAUAGCUUACUAAAUUUUGAUAUGGCAUAUUUAUUGUAUGAAAGUGGUGGCAUAUACAAUAAAAGGAACUACGCAGAAGAAAUAGAGAUUAAAUCAACUGUACAAACCUACAAAGACUCUUCUAAUAAUGCUUUAUACCAAAGAUACCCUUAUAAAGAUGUUUAUUAUGAUUAUUUUGAUAGGGAGAAUAAGGGAGAAGAAAGAUUUAAAUACAUAAAAGAGUAUCAUAAUACAUUAAUUAAUAUGUUUACUUAUACAGAUAAAUUUAAUACUCCCUUAUCAGAUGGAUUAACAGAUGGAUUAACUAUAUUCUUAAAACACCAAGAUAUAUUACCGUAUGUACACAAAGUAUUAGCAUCACUUUUUUUAAUUUCUGAAGGAUUGAAUAUUUCCCUUUUUGUACAAAAAAUCAAUGACAAAGAUUUUCUUAUACUAAAAAAAUUUAAUUCAACAGAAAAACAUUUUAUGAUUGAUUUGCACCUGAAAUUCAUUAAAAAUAACGAAGAAAUAACGGUAAAACAAGAAAAAACAAAAAAUAUCAUAAACUUUUUCAUAAAUAACAGAAAUAAUCCAAUUAUAGAAAAAUAUAACUACACUGAACCUGAAACAUACGAAAAUUUUUACACUGCAAAAUUUUUAUACAAUCCAAAGAUUCUUAUUUAUUCGUAUAUAUAUGAGCAUAUCACAAAAAAAGAAGAAAUGCUUGGUUUUAUACGGACAGUAUACGAUUUAUUAUAUGAGUGUAUGAAUACGCCUAUUUAUACCACUAAAAAUACAAAAAAAACGGAUAUUUCCAUAUUAAGUAAUACUAAAAAGUUUGCAAAUUCAUUAUAUAAAAAAUAUUUUAUAGAAGUAUUGCCAUCCAACAGAAUUUUCAGGUAUUCUCCUGUUAAUGAAUUAGUAAAGUAUAAAAAUAGGACUAUUUCAAAUAAUUUACCAAUUAUAUUGCAUAACCCGAAUGUAACCCUAAAUAGAGAAUAUAUUCAACCAACAGGUGGAAUCUGGUUAUUAAAAUUAAUUAAGUGCAUAACUUAUAACCCAAUAACUCAUAAGUAUACGACUGAUCAUCUACCAAAUGCAAAUUUUAAAUUAAUUAAUUUUAUUAAAAAAGUAAAAAAUUAUUUUCCAACGGAUUUAUCAACUGAAAUAGGCAAAACUUGGAAUUCUUCCUUUUAUGGUAUAAUUAAUGAAAAUAGUGCAUUAUUUAAUACACAAGGCAUAAUAAGUACGCUUGAGGUUAUAUCUAAGCUAACUAGUAAUCAUACAAGAAAUAAGCAUUUUAUUAUGUUUAAGGAGAAUAUCCGUAAAUAUGGUAAUACUGGCAUGUUAUAUAAGGAAAUUGAAUUAUAUACUAAAGAAUUUUUAAAACCGUUAUUUAAAUCUUAUUAUUUAUUUCCUAAUACGGAAAACAAAAAUACAAAAGAUUUAGAUAUAAAAAUUUUUAUAGAAAAUUUUAGUAUUUUAAACAUACCUAAAAAUAAGACUUAUGAUGUAUUCGGUAAGAUAUUUAUUAGGUUUAUAACACAUGAACAAGAAGAAGGGAUUAUAUUGGAUAUAAAUGAGUCAGGUAUUGAUUUUUAUACAGAAAAAAGAAAAAUUCAUCAAUUACCCGAUACGGCAGAGCAUUGGCUUAGAUAUAAGGUGGAUUAUGUUAAAAAAAGAAACAAAAAUUUUUAUGGUUUUUUAUUUUUAAAUUUUUUAAAAAUGCAGUUAAGAUUACUAAAUAAGGAAAAUACCGGCAAUAUUAAUUAUUUAAUAGAAACCGUUAAUUUAAUUAUAAAUAACGAUAAAAAUAAGGUUGACAGAUUAUUUCUUGGCGGCAGAAUAGAAAAUAUUUUUUAUAAGGAAGAUAUUUUGGUGUGUUAUUUAUUACACAUUGUGUAUUUAAAAAAGUCAAAACUAUCGAUACAAUUUAUUACUAAUAUACUAGGAAGUGAAGAAUUAAGUGAUCAUUGUGUACAAAGUAUUCUACUGCCAAUUGUGAUUUAUACAGGCAUUUACAGCGAGUGUAAGAAAUUAUUACACUUAGACUUAUUACACAAUUACUUAAAUAUACCAAUACAUAUUACACAAUUACUUAAAAUUCUUGAGUAUUUAAUAAGUAUAAACUCACCAGAAAUUCUUACACAAUGGUUUAAAAGUUUUAUAGGGUUAGACUGGCCUAAUACAUAUUCUGUAUAUGAACUGCUUAAAUACGCCCCUAUAAAGAUCAAAUUGGGUGUACUUGACUGUAUAAGUAAUAACGGUAAUACAGUUGAUUAUAUUAAAAAAUUAGUAAAAAUUGUUAAAAAAACAAAAAAUAUCCGUUAUAACGGUAAUUGCCAUAUAAGGAAAUCCAAUGAAAUAUUUUUAAUAUUUUUAGGUAUUUCCUGUCAUAAUAAGACUAAGUACACUAAUAUCAUUAAGUACUGUUAUGAUUCUAUUGUGUAUAAUAAUAGUAUUACACUUAUUUACACUGGGGAUACUUCUCCUGUAUAUAUUAGGACAGUAUACCAAGUAUUAGUACAAGAAAAAAUGAGACUAUGUGUAAAAAGUUCUGGUAUACGAAAAUAUAAAGCAGUUUUAUACUCAUACCGGAUAUAUCUGGAUAAGUAA